AAAAACUCGAAAUACGAAGCCGCUCUAUAUAAGCCGUUGCUUUGCGCCUCCACUGUAUCUCCACACAAGCUGAGGCUGUAAUCUCCUCCAAGGUUUCGGGAUCACGCAUUCAGUUGAUACUAGCGGAAUUACUUUCACACAUUGAAGAAUUUUAAUUACACCUUAACUUUAUACAAUGCCGAAGGACAGAAGAAUUCGAUCCACACAUCAUCAUCAAUCUAGGACAUGUCCUGUUCCUUCAUGUUCCAAGACAGCCAAGCAAGACAAAUACAAAAACCUCACCGGACAAGACAAGGAUGCGAACAAGGAUGUGAAUAAAUGGGAAGAAGUCAGGUGCCCCAUAUGCAUGGAACACCCUCAUAGUGCUGUCCUCUUGCGAUGUUCUUCUUAUGGCAAGGGUUGCCGCUCCUACCUUUGCAAUACAAGCUACCGCCACUCGAACUGCCUCUCGCAGUUUUGUGCUUCUUCCAGUAAACAACAAGAAGCCCUUCCCUUGAGCAAGUCCAAGCUUGUAUGCCCUCUCUGUCGAGGGCAAGUUAGUGGUUGGGAUGUCAUAGAGCCUGCACGCCAGUUCAUGAAUUCCAAAGCAAGGAGUUGUCCAUAUGAGGCAUGUGAUUUUUGUGGGACUUAUGUACAACUCAGGAAUCAUACAAGGCGAGAGCACCCGGUAAGUUGGCCAUCGCAGGUUGACCCUGCUCGCCAGCAAGAGUGGAUAAGGUUGGAGCGUGAAACGGAAUUGAAUGAUGCUAUAUGUCUAUUCCUAUCACAAUUCCAAUACAUUGGAUUUGAGGACAUGUUACGUAUGCAUAUACUGCAUUCUGGGUUGCUUACACCAGUUGAAUCUCUACCAUGAGGCUUCUGCAUCGUGGA
Molecule: messenger RNA, 870 nt
Organism: Juglans regia (Persian walnut)
Lineage: Eukaryota; Viridiplantae; Streptophyta; Magnoliopsida; Fagales; Juglandaceae
Exons: 2
Coding region: 176-853 (225 amino acids)
Source: RefSeq, a predicted model, not a curated record